AUGGGUCUGUUAUCAAUUAUUAAGAAACAAAAGGCUAAAGAUAAAGAGCUAAGGUCUCUUGUGCUUAGGCCUAGACAAUUCUGGUAAAACAACUUUGGUUUAUAAGCUGCUCCACCCAGACAGCACACAGUUACCUCCCAUAACACCUACUGUGGGAUUCCAAAUACAUACUCUACCAAUGGGGCCUUACAAUCUCCAACUAUGGGAUAUUGGCGGCCAAUCGACACUGCGUCCCUUCUGGGAGAAUUACUUUGACUCUACUGAUCUCUUGCUUUGGUGUAUUGACGGUUUUGCGACGGACCGACUUCCCGAAUCUCACCGAGAGUUGUGUACAAUCCUAGCUGAAAGGGACAGAUUAGGACUCCAAUGCGCGGUCAUCGUACUAAUAAAUAAGACUGAUCUACUAGAGGAUUCUACAAAAAUAGCAACGGUAUGCGGCCAAGUAAAUCAAACGUUAUUUGAUCAACUUUCGCCAGCGAUAGCUUCACGAGUGACUCUUCUGCCGUGUUCCGCGAUCACAGGUGCAAACCUAGACACCCUCCCGUUGGUAAUACAGCGUAUAUAUAGUGAAAAAGCUGGUGAAGCGAAGAACUCAUCUCAGCCGGCGAUACAAAAAUAA
Molecule: messenger RNA, 619 nt
Organism: Eremothecium sinecaudum
Lineage: Eukaryota; Fungi; Ascomycota; Saccharomycetes; Saccharomycetales; Saccharomycetaceae
Gene: CIN4
Product: Arf family GTPase CIN4
Exons: 1
Biological process (GO): protein folding
Cellular component (GO): microtubule cytoskeleton; cytoplasm
Molecular function (GO): GTP binding; GTPase activity
Source: RefSeq, a predicted model, not a curated record